AUGCAGAAUCGCAGCUUCGGCGGUGGUGGCCUUGGUGGCGCGGCCUCAGCAGACAACUACUACCGCCUUCUCGAGCACUACGGCAACCUGAUAGCCGGACAGGAGUCCCAGUUGGCGAAAUUGCGGCAGCAGCGGCAGGCGCUUGCGGCCGCGGCGGAGGGCGCUCGACAGCAGCGGGACGCGGAAGCCGAGCUGGCGGCUGCGGCGCGCGCACGUGCAGCAGCACUUCAGGCCGAGAGGGGAACUAAGCAGGCCGAGCUCAACGCGAUUCAGGCAAGGAGUUGUACGGCGCACCUUUCUGUGCAGGAACGUAACGACUCGAUGCGGUCCGAGAUCCAGUCGCUCCGGAACCAGCUGGAGGCCCUGCGGGAGACGCAGUACGUCAACAAGGAGGCUUUCGUGGAACGGUACGGCAACUGGGGAGGUUCGGGGCUGAGCUGUUUGCGAGUGGAGGCGCAGAUACGUGCCGUACUGGCGGCGUUGGAGCCUUCCGGACCUGACUGGCACCUGGUUGCGACCUUAUCAGCUCUUGCACAGGGGCAGGAGGGUCGCAACCGAUACGCGGCAGCAGGCGGCCUGUCGCCUUUCCCCCUCCGAAACCAAAAGACUGUAUAG
Molecule: messenger RNA, 615 nt
Organism: Volvox carteri f. nagariensis
Lineage: Eukaryota; Viridiplantae; Chlorophyta; Chlorophyceae; Chlamydomonadales; Volvocaceae
Exons: 7
Coding region: 1-615 (204 amino acids)
Source: RefSeq, a predicted model, not a curated record